AUGCACUUGAGGAAGCCGAUCGUCUCCAUUGCAGAACACUGUGUAGAGGCCGCACUGGGAAUAAAUCUGAUUAGUCAACGGAAAAUACAGAGGUCCGAAUUUUCCACAGCUAAAGGAGUUGAGGCAACUGAUCUUGAUGUUGCUGUUGCUAUAUUCUUGUGCCGAAACAGGGGGAUUGAGGUGAACCUAGUGAAGGUUAAAGUCAUUCUGGACAUGCCAGCCCUGAGGAACAUCAAGGAAGUACAAAGCUUAACAGGAAGAAUGACAGCUUUAGGGAGAUUCCUCUUUCAAUCAGCGGAGAAGGGUCUGGCGAAGGCAAAGAAUUUUGUCUGGGACAAUGAGUUCCAAGAAGCUUUCAGCAAACUGAAGGAAUAUCUGGCUUCAGCUCUAGUCCUCACCAAGCCUCAGUAG
Messenger RNA from Diospyros lotus (date-plum), 411 nucleotides. RefSeq lists its product as uncharacterized. The transcript has 2 exons. NCBI's taxonomy places the organism in Eukaryota, Viridiplantae, Streptophyta, Magnoliopsida, Ericales, Ebenaceae. Bases 1 to 411 code for a protein of 136 amino acids. The record is from RefSeq and is a predicted model, not a curated record.